AUGGCAAAAUUUUUGCCAUUUGUCAAAAGUGGCAAAAAUUUUGCCCUCAGUGGUGUUCGGAUCCUACGGCAAAAAAUUUGCGCUUUUGAUGUUUUGCUAUAUGCAUCCUCCGACGGCGUUGAUGUGCGGGCUACUGCGCGGCCAUCCAGCUCUGCGGCGGAGGUGGAGGUGGAGGGGCAACAGCAGGAGGAGGAGAAGCUCAAGAUCUGGGAGGAGGGGAGCCAGGAGGAGCGGAAGGCGGCCCAGGGCGCCGAGCGCGCGCGCGACGCGGAGGCGCUGAUGGCGGAGGUGUUCGACGCGGUCUCCGGGCAGCGCCGCGCGUACGCCGCGCUCCAGGGCGCGCACUGCCCCUGGGACCCCGACAAAAUGCGCGCGGCCGACGCCGCCGUCGUCGCCGAGCUCCGCCACCUCGCGCGUCUCCGCGACCGCUUCCGCCGCUCCGCCGCCGCGGGCCACAUCCCGCGCCCCAACCCCUCCGCGCCGCCGCUCUGCGAGGCCGUCGCGCCGUACGAGGCCACGCUCGACGACCUCCAGCGCCAGCUCCAGUCCAAGCAGGCCGAGGUGGACGGCCUCAAGGAGAAGCUCGCCGCCCCCACCAGCCGCCGCAACGGGCGCCACCACCCGUCCAAGCUGAACGGCCCCGGCGGCGCGCCCACGGCGGACCUGUUCACCACCUGCGCCGAGCAGGCCCGCGCGGCGACGCGGGCGUUCGCGGCGCAGCUCCUCCACCUGGGGAGGUGCAGUACCAGAUAUGGUUUAAGCAGUUAUGCUUCUGUUGUCCGAACUAAGAUAUCCGAGAAUUAUGUGUUUUAA
This is a messenger RNA of Panicum hallii, 813 nucleotides long. Its product is annotated as protein GRAVITROPIC IN THE LIGHT 1-like. The record is from RefSeq and is a predicted model, not a curated record. NCBI's taxonomy places the organism in Eukaryota, Viridiplantae, Streptophyta, Magnoliopsida, Poales, Poaceae. Gene Ontology annotation, biological process: negative gravitropism; response to red or far red light. The transcript is spliced from 2 exons. Bases 1 to 813 code for a protein of 270 amino acids.